AGUCUUCAUUUUCUUUAUCCGUUUAGCUACUCUCCGAUCUCUCUCUCUCUCUUAGGGUUUCCAACCUUUUUACUCUUUCAGAGACUUCUUGAAAAGCAUCGAUGGCGCUAGAAGAGGGUCAGAACGGAGGUGCUGAGAAGGUUGCCGUGGAGGUGUCUUUCAAGUCCUUCAAGCCACAGCUGUUUGUGGAGGCACCAAAGGCUAACGACGCCGUUCAAUUCUACAAGACCGCCUUUGGUGCCGUUGAAACUUGCCGUACUACUCAGCCUAAGCGCAAGGCAGACCAGGAGCUCCCUCACAUCGUCUCCGCUCAGCUUCAGCUCGCUGGCUCCACCUUUCUUGUCUCUGACCUCUCUGAUGACUCUGCCUCGACCAAGGCGGGGGGGACUGUGUUUGCGAUGUGCCUAGAGACUGAAGACGUGGAGGCUGCGGUGACCAAGGCGGUGGCCGCUGGGGCCGUGGCUGAGGGCGGGGUUGUGGAUGGUGAAGGCGCGUGCUGUUGUGCUGAGCGCGUGACCACGGUCAAGGAUCCUUACGGUUUCGUCUGGCAAUUCUGCUCUCCUGCCGAUAAGUGCGGUGCUAACGUGGAAGCUUAAAUGCCGUAUGAUCUUAUGAUAUUGGUUCGCUUUGGUUCUUAGUGUUGUCUGUCUUUCAUAUUUUACUUUGUAGUAGUGGGACCCUUAUAUCCGAGAAGUUCUCUGCCUAUUUGGAUUAGGUGAUUCGUAGGGUUAGUCUCGCCUAGUAGUGACAUGACUAUGGUUUUUUUGGUAAUUUCGAGAACUCCUUGGUGGAGAUAUGGAUGAAAUGUCUUUUUUAUCCUUUGAAGUACUGCUAUUUCCUGUUACAGUA
Messenger RNA from Populus trichocarpa (black cottonwood), 849 nucleotides. RefSeq lists its product as uncharacterized. Bases 102 to 596 code for a protein of 164 amino acids. Lineage: Eukaryota; Viridiplantae; Streptophyta; Magnoliopsida; Malpighiales; Salicaceae. The record is from RefSeq and is a predicted model, not a curated record. The transcript has 2 exons.